AUGCCAGCCAAUCCAGAGAUAAUUCGGCUGACGACCAACCACAAGAAAUUGUCAGGGGGAGAGACAGUGGAACUGACCUGUAGAGCAACCUGCACUCACCUGACUGAGAGCAACAGCUUCAUCUGGUACAAGAAUGAGCAGCUUCUGACUGAGUACUACAGGUUCUACCAGUCCUAUAUAAAGUUCACUGCCAGAAAGUGGGUGACACAAACCUGUAAAAUCACCUGCACUGACCUGACUGGCAGCCAAACAUUCAUCUGGUACAAGAAUGGACAAUCUCCGUUUUACACCGCCCAGAAAUAUCAAUUUCAUAACUACCUUCAGUUCAAAGCCAGCAGUGGAGAUGCAGGCAGCUACUCCUGUGCAGUAAGAGGCCAUGAGAAUCUCCCGUCCCCAGCAGUGACUCUCUAUCCUCCUCAGAGCAUCUUAUUAUCAGUGAGCUCCUCUGGUGAAAUAGUGGAGGGCAGUUCAGUGACUCUGACCUGCAGCAGUGAUGCCAACCCCCCAGUGCACUACUACACCUGGUUUAAGAAUAACAGAGCUGUAUCCUCAGAGACAGGAGGACCAGAGGACAGUUACACCAUUAAAAACAUCACACUGCAGGAUGCAGGAGAAUACACCUGUCAGGCAGGGAAUGGGAUUGGGACAAACAGAUCUCCUCCUAAGCGUCUUGAUGUGCAGUUGCCAUCCUGGAGCAGAGUACAGUACUACUGCUUGGCUCAGAACACUCAUGGAGCUCAGACCUCUACUUCUGUGUCAGACAAUAUAAAAGCAGGAGAUAAGACAGUGCUUGUAUGGACAGUUGUUGGAAUCUCUGUGGCUUUUGCACUCUUUACUGUCAUGGUGUGCACAAGCAGGAAGAAGAGCACCAACAGAGAGAGACGGAGGAGCAGACGCUCUCUUACUAGCAGAGCCUUCAGAGAGUGACAAACGCAGCCAGCGACACAAACUCUGUGCUUCAGAGAGCUGACGAGGCCUCAGGGUGGGAUUAAAACACACAGAGGAGAGAAUCUGCAGAGAAUGAGAAAUGAUGGAGAUCAGGGUGAAAGAGUCUCUUUUUGUGUUUAACUUUACAGAACUGCUGUCUAUUUCUGCUAGCUUAUCCAAUUUAUAAAGGGCUGUUGGUGGAGGAUUUUUCCCAGAGUACUGUAGCCCUGCUGCAACAUGCAUGUUCAUGUAACCCUGCUGCAACAUGCAUGUUCAUGUAGCCCUGCUGCAACAUGCAUGUUCAUGUAACCCUGCUGCAACAUGCAUGUUCAUGUAGCCCUGCUGCAACAUGCAUGUUCCUGUAGCCCUGCUGCAACAUGCAUGUUCAUGUAACCCUGCUGCAACAUGCAUGUUCAUGUAACCCUGCUGCAACAUGCAUGUUCAUGUAGCCCUGCUGCAACAUGCAUGUCCAUGUAACCCUGCUGCAACAUGCAUGUUCAUGUAGCCCUGCUGCAACAUGCAUGUUCAUGUAACCCUGCUGCAACAUGCAUGUUCAUGUAACCCUGCUGCAUACAUGCUCCUGUGACACCGUUACACGUUUAUAUAACCCUGUUACACACACGCUCAUAACUCAUGUACAUGCACAUGUACUCUCUCACAUUGAAUGGGAAGAUUAUAAUGCAGGUUAAUGUAGAUUACAGUCUCCAAACUCAAGUCACUUUUAAAGGCAAGGUCCAAAAUCUUUUAAAACAGUGUUUUAGCUUUACAUUUUACAUUGCCUUAUUAAUGGUAUUCACCCCAUUUUUACUUUCUGUCUGUUUAGCUAUUUGAAAUAAUGCAUCUUUGUAUUUGUUUUCUUUACAUACAUUGUUUUAUUAUGUCUAUCAAUAUAUUAUGAUUUAUUUGAGCAUUGUAAAGCACUGUGAACCUUGAACCUCCAUAUGAAUUCCAUUUUAUUCA
Messenger RNA from Anguilla rostrata (American eel), 1887 nucleotides. RefSeq names its product junctional adhesion molecule B-like. Bases 1 to 927 code for a protein of 308 amino acids. The record is from RefSeq and is a predicted model, not a curated record. The transcript has 8 exons. NCBI's taxonomy places the organism in Eukaryota, Metazoa, Chordata, Actinopteri, Anguilliformes, Anguillidae.